This is a messenger RNA of Rhinichthys klamathensis goyatoka, 849 nucleotides long. RefSeq names its product mannose-binding protein A-like. The transcript has 3 exons. The coding region runs from base 30 to 797 and encodes 255 amino acids. Lineage: Eukaryota; Metazoa; Chordata; Actinopteri; Cypriniformes; Leuciscidae. Gene Ontology annotation, cellular component: multivesicular body; rough endoplasmic reticulum. The record is from RefSeq and is a predicted model, not a curated record.
UCUGAAGUUUUCCCAUUGUGUUCCAACAGAUGCUGUUAAAGAUGUUCCUCAGGGCGUUUCUGCAACUUCAGUUUGCAAUGCAGCUUUUGGAUGGAGCUGAACCUCAGAACCUGAACUGCCCUACUUAUGGUGGCGUUCCAGGCACUCCUGGACACAACGGUCUGCCUGGUAGAGAUGGGAGAGAUGGCAAAGAUGGAGCAAUUGGACCCAAAGGAGAGAAAGGAGAGCCAGGAGUGAAUGUGCAGGGAACGCCAGGUAAAGCAGGACCGUCUGGCCCGACUGGAGCCAAGGGGGAAAGGGGACCCCCAGGUCAACCAGGCUUGCCUGGACGUGAAAACACGGCUGACUCCCUGAAAUCUGAGAUCCAGCAUCUUAAUGCCAAGAUUUCUAUGAUUGAGAAAGCUGUGAGUUUUAGUACAUUCAGAAAAGUUGGACAGAAAUACUACGUCACUGAUGGUAUUGAGGCCACUUUUAAUAAUGGAAUGCAGUACUGCAAGGGUCUUGGUGGAGUAAUAGUUUUGCCAAGUACUGCUUUAGAAAACCAGGCACUAUUGAAAGUAUUAGUAUCCAGUGGUUUAAGUAAUAAUAAGCCAUAUAUUAGAGUCACAGACAGAGAAACCGAGGGACAGUUUGUGGACACUGAGGGAAAGCAAUUGACUUUUACAAACUGGAGUACCGGUCAGCCUGAUGACUAUAAGGGUGUACAAGACUGUGGUGCUAUCACAGACUCUGGCCUUUGGGAUGAUGUCGGUUGUCAUGGUCAACAUCCCAUUGUAUGUGAAAUAGAAAUAAGAUAGAAUUUAGACUAUAAAAACAAACCUAUGGCCUACUCAAUAGACUCUAAAAAAC